Messenger RNA from Ramularia collo-cygni, 558 nucleotides. RefSeq lists its product as uncharacterized. Lineage: Eukaryota; Fungi; Ascomycota; Dothideomycetes; Mycosphaerellales; Mycosphaerellaceae. The coding region runs from base 1 to 558 and encodes 185 amino acids. The record is from RefSeq and is a predicted model, not a curated record. The transcript has 3 exons.
AUGGCACCGCCCAGACAGGCCUUGGCUCAGAGCGAGUCGAAAGCCAGAUUUUUCGAACGAUUGGGCUUGGAUGAGCGCAAUGAAUUCCACCGCAGAGUAUAUUCAAUGAUGAAGGAAGAAGCAGUAGAGGGACGAAGACGCAUGACUGAAAGUCAAGAUGUUCUGGUACCAGCACUUCGAGGAAACACAUCUGUCGGACCACCGUACAGCAAUGCUCAAAUCAGCGAAACAGUCACACACCGUGAAAUCCUUCGAAUCUAUCGGAUGGCACGGCCAGAGACCAGAGUGGUAUACGAUCUUGGCCGUGACGUUGACCGUGUCGAGGAGGAGAAUUGGGUCAUCCGGUGGAUGCUGUGGCAUGUAUUCCGCUACCGGGACAGUCGCAACAAGAACCGGAGAACAACAUCUCCGAGUCCAGAACGAUCAAGGUGCUCUCAACCUGUGAACUUGGUGUCGAUCGCCGCUACCACCGCCUCUCGCUGUGCAGCGAGCAGCACGAAUGCCCACCGACAAAGCUACUAUUGGGAUCCCGUCCGCGGCACAUGGUGUAGCAGAUAG